ACUUCGUCCCCGGAGUCGUCAACGAAGCGCUCGCCCCCAUGGCUACCUUUCGAACUUAUCUCCCUGAUCCUCACCGAGCUUUGGGAAGCGCCACAAACCUUGGCGGAACGGUCUGCAUUAUUGAAGAACAUCACUCUGGUGAACCGGACAUGGCUCGCACUAUUUGUUCGUGUCACAUCGCGGAGCGUCCACAUCUGCAAUCCAACCAGUGCAGAGGCCUUCCUCCGCCUCCUUCCAGAGCGCACUCUGAUGCAAGGCGUGAGCGACCUGUUGACUGCCGAAGCGUCGAAGGUGGCAAAUCAAAUGUGUCGUUCCGUCACAUUUCAUGUCGACGGGAGCGCCUCACUAGUCAGCGGCCCCGUCGCCGACCGCACGCCCGCCACUCAAAUGCAUUCGCCGAGCGACGCUGCGUCGACGGCGAUGUCGACAGUCCUAUACAUGGUGACAGUACUGGAUCAACUCCCCAAUCUGCGGCACGUGACUAUUGACUACACAGACUGGGGAUACGACGACAUAUUCGACCAACUCCGCGUUCAGACGUUCCCGCCGCAGGUCACACACCUUUCCGUCAAUUACUCCUUCACCACUCCUGCGCUGGCUCCUCUUCUCAUUUACCUCAAGUCGCUGUACAGGCGCCAGGAUUCAUCACGCAUUAGGAUCCCGAACGUCCGGCACCUGUCGCUAUCCAGCGUACCUGCAGAGUUCAUCGUAGACAUGCUCCAGGCGUGUCCCAACGUCGAAACACUGGAAGUCACGGAUCCCGCACGACUGGACGCACUCGCCCCCCUCCCUCCGUCCGUUCGCACGUUGAUCCUGCGCCAUCCUUCAGUCCCCCUAAGCAGGAGUCAGAUG
This is a messenger RNA of Dichomitus squalens LYAD-421 SS1, 852 nucleotides long. RefSeq lists its product as uncharacterized. The annotation marks the transcript as partial. The transcript has a single exon. Lineage: Eukaryota; Fungi; Basidiomycota; Agaricomycetes; Polyporales; Polyporaceae. The record is from RefSeq and is a predicted model, not a curated record.